AGGAUGCACUUGUGAAUUACUCAACUUAAUAAUGUUAACCACGGAGUAUUACAAUGUUACAACAAUAGAGCCGGAUUACUUAGCAAGACAACCCAGGACUUUCCAAGGACCUCUCUUAGGGCUUCUCUUAGCUGCAACAUUUUUCGCAAAAGCCAGUCAAGGUAAACCUUACCUUUUAGGCUACAACCAAUCUCCUUGGGUUCCGUUUCGACCACUAUAUCCAUAUUUUCCUCCCUUAUGGUAUUCUUUGCAAGGAAAUUACGCCCACACCACUCAUUCUCCUCACAUCCUUCCUCCUCCGUUGAACCAACAGCAAAUUAUCCAUAUCCACGAUAGAAGAACAACGACCACGCCUCGUUCUCCACCUGAAGAAGAUGGCGUAGAUGAUAAUAAUCUUCCAAAACAAGAAGAGGAGGAGGAAGUUUCAGUACAACAAUCUUCAACUGAAGGGGAAACUCAAUCAUCAAAAGAAAUACAAGAUAACGAAGCUGAGCCAUCGAAUCAAUUUUAUAAAUACGUAAAGUACAAUGGAAGUGAACCUCAUUUUAAUAAGACGAGAGAAAUCGAUCAAGAACCGCAAGAAACUGGGCUAUUAGAUGAUGAAUUAGAGUUUCCGGACUACAAAGAAACUGCUAAUAGGCCAAGACGGGGCUCCUCAAGGAAAGGAUCAAGAGGACCAGAUUAUGAUGAUAGGGUACGAGGCAGAAAAAGACCAUCUAAUAAAAAGCGAACCACAACGCCAUCCUAUGAUGACUACUUUGACCGACAAGUCAAUAGAAGAAGAAGGAGACCAGGAAAUAGAAACAGGAUUAGAGGAAAUCGAAGACCUAUUAAUAGAGAUCCCGAUUAUUACGAUUCCGCAUAUGAUUAUUAUAACGAUGAUUAUCCUUUUGGUAGGCAAGAUGAAGAAGACACCACAUCCACUACAACCACCGAAGGAUCAACUGGAAAUACACCCACAGAACAGACGACUAUCAGAAACACAUAUGGAUAUACUUACGGACCUCCACCAGCAAGUUAUGGACCACCUCAAACUGGAUAUGGACCCCCCCAAACUGGAUACGGUCCUCCAAACCCAGGAAACGAUCAAAUAAGCAUUACUUACGCCCCACCAAGCGCUCCAGGCAGAGAUGUUUUAUCACCUUUAUUGGAUGCUUGGUAUAACCAAUAUUCAAAAAAUUCGGUUUUACGAAGAUUACAAGAACUUUUACAACCAAACAAUUUUUAUAAUAACCAACAAUAUGACGUAAACUACCAAGACAGUUUUUAAACGUUUCAUAUCUUUUAUUUUUCUUACUGAAAUCUCUUGGGUGGAGGGUGAAGAUUAAAAAUAAAAAAUUUUUUUCAUAAAA
Molecule: messenger RNA, 1352 nt
Organism: Onthophagus taurus
Lineage: Eukaryota; Metazoa; Arthropoda; Insecta; Coleoptera; Scarabaeidae
Source: RefSeq, a predicted model, not a curated record